AGCCACUCCACUUGCCCCUCAGCCUUUCUGUUUAACACUCUAUUCCUAGCUUGAAACGGUCGCCUUCCCUGGUCCUUUGCGUUGAAAUCGUAGUGGGUCAUCAUGGAAUCCAUCAUCGAUUGGUCACAGCGGCCAACCUACUCGCCAGAGCAACUGGUCCGCUACUUUGAUCGCAUCGGCCUUCCUCAGAAGUAUCGGGAAUCUCCGGUCGUCCAGGCAGGGGCGAUGAUUGGUGGCGAUACGGCCCUCGAGUUUCUCAAGGUUCUGCAACGGUACCAGGUGGCCGCUGUUCCAUUCGAAAAUCUCAAUCUUCAUUACUCGGUUCACCGGAGCAUCUCCAUUGACCCUCAGAGCCUCUUUGAGAAGAUUGUGGACUCUAGUUCCGAACGAGGAGGCUACUGCAUGGAGAACAGCGGUCUGUUUGGGACGGUGUUGCGGAGCCUGGGGUACGAGGUGACUGCGGUUGGCGGACGGGUCAAUGAAGCAGUCCAGCCCAUCUCCGCUUCGAAAAACUGGAAAGGGCCCAAGUUUGAUGGAUGGAACCACAUGGUGAAUCUCGUCACCAUCGGCGAGCAAAAGUACCUCAUCGAUGUGGGAUUUGGCUCCAACGGGCCACACCAGCCCGUUCCACUGGUCCCGGGCUACGAGUUCCAUAAUGUUGGCGAGCAGUGUGGCCGGCUCGUCUACGGGUCCAUCGCUCAACACACCAGCUCAGGUCAAUCUCUCUGGCAGUAUGAGAUCCGGAAUUGGGGCGGGGCCUGGACACCGGCCUACUGCUUCACCGAGACUGAGUUUCUUCCCGAGGAUUUCACCAUGAUUAACUACUACAUGAGCACCAGCCGGGAGAGUUGGUUUACCUUCCACGUUGUCUGCGUGCGGAUGUUGCUGGACGAGGAAGGAGAGACUAUCGUGGGGGACCUCACCCUCUUCAAUGAUACGCUGAAACGGCGUCUGGGAGCAACCUCCGAGGUUCUCGAAAAAUUCACCUCCGAGGAGGACCGAGUCGUGGCGUUGGAGAAGCUUUUUAAGAUCCGCUUGUCAGAAGGGGAUACGGACAGAAUUCGCCAUACGAUCGCGGAGAUCCUCUAGAGUGGACUCCGUGGCUGGACGGGGAAAGGGGAGGGGAUUCCGGACGGAGACCGGCGGCAGGGAUCGCGACGCACUAAUAAGGCGUUAUUGACAUGUGAAUCAAAUCCGAGCAUGCUGCUGCGUUGAUUGGCUGCGGAAAUCCUUCGAUAACGGGGUUUAAUAAGCGCGUUCCAGCCGUUCAUUUCAAGGGCCGGUCCGGCUGGAGACGAGGCUGGCCCCGCUGCGUCAGGGGCCAGUGAAAUGUAACUCUCUAGGCUUGGCCGGGCCCAGGCGGGCGCUUUGCAUCGGCCGUGACGUGGCGCGGGAUGAACCCUGUGCACUACGGAUUCUUAGCAGUCUUAGCGG
Molecule: messenger RNA, 1434 nt
Organism: Aspergillus ibericus CBS 121593
Lineage: Eukaryota; Fungi; Ascomycota; Eurotiomycetes; Eurotiales; Aspergillaceae
Product: arylamine N-acetyltransferase family protein
Exons: 2
Coding region: 103-1089 (328 amino acids)
Molecular function (GO): acetyltransferase activity
Source: RefSeq, a predicted model, not a curated record